Molecule: messenger RNA, 1122 nt
Organism: Penicillium daleae
Lineage: Eukaryota; Fungi; Ascomycota; Eurotiomycetes; Eurotiales; Aspergillaceae
Product: sucrase/ferredoxin-like domain-containing protein
Exons: 2
Coding region: 1-1122 (373 amino acids)
Source: RefSeq, a predicted model, not a curated record
AUGCAGCUCUUCCGCCGGGGCGCCUCUUCGCUCUUUGGCUCCUCCAACGUUUCCCUCGCCUCCUCAAGGACAGACACCGAUACCGAUGCCGUGGGAGACAAUGCGCUAGCUCAGAACGGGUUCAGAUCCAUCUCAGAAUCAGAUAAGCUAUUCAAGCAGCCAGACCCCGCAGUCGAUGGUGAUGAAUGCUUGCACGACUGCGCAACGUGUACAGUGAAAUACCCCGCCAAGUUCGACGUUGAUCAGGAGGAUGAACUCUACGGACAAGUCAAGGGAUGGGCGACACAUUUGCUGGUCGCUACCGGCAAGUCGGAUUGGGUGCGCGACGUAGCGGAUGAGGUGGGCAGUGUCAUGGAGGCCAUUGAGAAGGGAGGCAUUGAGCCAAGCAACGGGAGACUCAAGCUGUCAGCAUCAAACAUGCCCGUUCCCGACGAAUACCACACGCAUGAGACGGGCAAACAGCCCACUGAUGUGCUUCUCCUCCCCAGUUUCACCAUCGUGGAACAGGUCACCCCACAGCUAGUCCCGGACUUGAUCGAGCACUUUGUCAACAAGUCCUUGACAACGACGACGCCUCUGGGUGCGUCGCUAACAGGCCCCAGUGAGGAGGAGCCCGCCCGCCCCCAGGACCAAGACCAUGAACAGCAGCCACCACACCCGGCCAGCACAUCCGUCAUGACCCCGCUCCGUUCACAUCCCUGUCCACACGCCGCUGUCAUCCUCCUCUGCUCCCAGCGCACCCGCGAUGCCCGCUGCGGCCAGUCUGCGCCUCUUUUGCGACGCGAAUUCGAACGCCAUCUUCGCCCGCUGGGUCUGUAUCGCGACAUGAACGAUACGCGACCUGGCGGUGUGGGCAUCUACUUUAUCAGCCACGUUGGUGGUCAUAAGUACUCAGCGAACGUGAUUGUAUACCGGCGGCGUGAUAUGGAGUGGUACAAGCGGGAUGGGGCGGAUGGUAGUGAGGACAACGAGGGUGCGGCGCAGGGUAUCUGGCUGGCGCGCGUGCGGCCUGAGGAGUGCGAGAAUAUCAUCCGGUAUACCGUGUUGCAGGGCAAGGUCCUCAAGCCGGGGAAGCAAUUGCGGGGUGGAUUUGAUCGAGAACGGGGCUUGACGAGUUGGUAG